GGCUUACUUGAUUGGCAGCUUGCGUGUAGUUGUCGCGCGUGCUCCGGCAGCGAGGACAUUCAGUGGAUGUUUGAAUUUCUUACCGGGACAAUACAGAACAUAGGAUAUUACGUUAGAGGAGAAGCCUGGGCUUUCAGAGCUGCUGUUGGCACGUGGGCGAGGGCUGGAGUGACAGACACACCCUGUCUGCAAGCACACUGUGCUCUGUGUCAGCUGACAGAUGAGAGGGGCGUAGCAGCAGCCCUCGGGAGCUGGACUUUGGAUCAGCCUGCAGCAUCAGGUCCGGUCCCUCAGGGCUGCUUGGCUCUGUCAUCCGGGGUUUCAUAAUCUAAACAUGUCCUGUAACUGCGAAAUGGAACUGGUUUGAAAUUAACAGGAUUGCCUAAGGCAAACGUUUUGAAGCAGUCUGAUCUGAUAAAGAGGGAGGAUUAAGGCACGCCCUUUUUCAGUGCCGUUGAAGGUCCACAGAGACGCCGUUGCUUGUUUGAGUCUCUGCACUCUGCUGUGAGAUUGUCCUGUGUGCUAUAGGAAAAAUGACUGUGGCCAAUGCCAAUUCCACCACAGCCAUGCAGCAAGUCCUGGACAACCUGGGUGACCUGCCCACUGCCACAGGGGCCAAGGACAUCGACCUCAUCUUCCUAAAGGGCAUUAUGGAAAGCCCCAUCGUCCGCUCCCUAGCUAAGGCUCAUGAGCGAUUGGAAGAUGCAAAGCUGGAGGCUGUGCGGGACAACAACGUUGAGCUCGUGUCUGAGAUCCUGGAAGACAUUGAUGGCCUGAACAGCCAGGACGGCAACGCUGCCGAACUGUCGCGCAUCCUCAAGGAGCCACACUUCCAGUCGCUGUUGCAAGCUCACGACAUGGUGGCCUCCAAGUCCUACGAAGCCCCACCCUCUAAUUCAGAGGUCACCAAUGACAUCACGGCGAGCAACACACUGAUGCACACAGACUCCAUACGAAUGAUAGGAAUUCAGAAGAAAACGGGAGAACCCCUGGGCGUGACAUUCCGGGUGGAGAAGGGCGACCUGGUGAUCGCUCGGAUCCUGCACGGCGGGAUGAUCGACAGGCAGGGCCUCCUGCACGUCGGUGACAUCAUCAAGGAGGUGAAUGGCCACGAUGUGGGCAGCAACCCCAGAGAGCUGCAGGAGCUGCUGAAGGACUGCAAUGGAGGCAUGACUCUCAAGAUCCUCCCCAGCUACAAGGAGUCCCCAGCUCUGGCACAGAUUUUUCUGAAGCCACACUUCAACUAUAAUCCAGAAAAUGAUAGUCUGAUUCCCUGCAAGGAGGCUGGGCUUGGCUUCUCCAAGGGGGAAAUUCUUCAGAUCGUCAACAAGGAGGACCCCAACUGGUGGCAGGCACGUAAUGUAGUGGGAGGUGCCACAGGACUGAUCCCAAGCCAGUUUUUGGAGGAGAAAAGGAAGGCCUUUGUCCGGAGAGACUGGAAUGGGUCAGGAAUGCUGUGCGGUACAAUGACUGGGAAGAAGAAGAAGAAGAUGAUGUACUUGACAGCUAAGAACGCAGAGUUUGACCGUCACGAGCUCCAGAUCUACGAGGAAGUGGCCAAAAUGCCCCCGUUCCAGAGGAAGACGCUGGUUCUGAUCGGAGCGCAGGGAGUGGGCCGCCGCAGCCUGAAGAACCGGCUCAUCGUACUCAACCCAACCUUCUUCGGCACCACCGUCCCAUUCACAUCCAGGCGUCCCCGCGAGGAGGAGACAGAUGGCCAGUCGUAUCGCUUCGUCACACGGGUGGAGAUGGAGAGCGACAUCAAGGCCAGCCGCUACCUGGAGCACGGCGAGUACGACGGGAACCUCUACGGCACCAAAAUAGACUCCAUCCUUGAGGUGGUGGAUACGGGCCGGACCUGUAUACUGGACGUCAACCCACAGGCACUGAAGGUUUUGAAAACAUCGGAGUUCAUGCCCUAUGUGGUGUUCAUAGCGGCCCCAGAACUGGACACAUUGCGGGCAAUGCACAAGGCUGUCGUCGACGCAGGAAUCACCACCAAGCUGCUCACGGACACGGAUCUGAAGAAGACGGUGGAUGAGAGUGCCAGGAUCCAGAGGGCGUACAGCCACUACUUUGACCUCACUAUUGUGAACAACAACCUGGACAAGGCCUUUGAGGAGUUGCAGGCCGCUGUGAACCGGCUGUGCUCAGAUCCACAGUGGGUCCCGGUCAGCUGGGUUUACUGAGCUCUGAGCUCCAGAUGAACCACACCAACCUCAACUGGGGCAGCGGCAAAUGAUGUGGAGCCACGCUCAGACCACGCACAGUUCAGCUAACUGUACCCCGCCAGAGAACCCGCUGUACACUACGCAACUUUUUUUUACUCAAACCGAAGGGAAGUGUACUUAUUUAUUUAAAUUUUUAUAACUUUUUAUGGAACAACUUUCUACUCAUAUCUACUUGGAAACUAAACGAUAUCAAACAAAGCAGAGAGCACAUUUAGUUUUUUUGGAUUUGCUUUUUUUUGUAUUGCAGUUGUACCAAACAGAUGCUGUAUUUUGAUCUCCUUAUUACAAGAAAAGACUACUCAAAACUAUUUAUUUGAAAAAGGGUUAAGAGUGUGGUUUUUCUAGGACAAGUCACUACAGCAUGUUAAGAGUACAAGGAACUUUGUCCCUAAUCAAACCGUUUAUAGUUCGUCACUACGUUAACGCCACUGUGUCUCUAACUGAGCCUUGCUAAUUGUUCAUUCUUUCCCAAUCUUACAUUUGAAUCUAAAUCCAUGCUGUCCAAACUUAUCUAACCCAUAAUUCACAUUUCAUGUACUUUAAACCAAAUAAUUGGCAGUGUUGGCAAAAAGCUCAAUAUGUAGUUUAGAUAUUGCCUAAAACUUUUUUAGUUUGUUUUUGGGAUCUGAUUUAUUUGUUCUUUGUGGCAUAGCUAAAUGAAAGGAUGUGCUUUAAUCAUUGUGAUAUCUGUGGUCUGAAUUACUGCUCCUUUCACAAGGCUAUUGCCUCCACUUUGCUCUGUGGUUGUAUGUGUAUCUUUCAGGUUUUCCUGUUCUGUGUGUAGGGUUGUCUCCUGUUUCUGAGGCACACAUUUCCUCCAAUCAUGGGGGGCACGGAGGAAACGAAGCUCCUCCCUAGUCAUGUCUUUAGAUGUGUCAUCACCACCACCUGUUUUCAUCUGAUGGACAUGCUAACGCUACACAUUAAAAUGAAGAGACUUGUAUUUUAAGAUGUUAGUAAUACUGAAAUAAAUUUACUGGAGAUUUCA
This is a messenger RNA of Conger conger (European conger), 3219 nucleotides long. It is a transcript of the gene pals2a, whose product is annotated as protein associated with LIN7 2, MAGUK p55 family member a. Gene Ontology annotation, cellular component: plasma membrane; cell-cell junction. The transcript has 16 exons. Bases 534 to 2189 code for a protein of 551 amino acids. The record is from RefSeq and is a predicted model, not a curated record. Lineage: Eukaryota; Metazoa; Chordata; Actinopteri; Anguilliformes; Congridae. Gene Ontology annotation, molecular function: protein binding.